AUGGAAGUUCCUGUGGAGAGCGAUGCUGUGGCGGUAGAAGAACCAAAAAGUGCCGCAGAGGAGGCUGUUGAGGUUGAGGCUCCUGCAGCAGAGGAGAAGCUGAGUGACGCCCCAGGUGUCUUUUCAGAAGAUGAGAAUGAGGCAGUUGAGGUGGCUGCAGCAGCACCUAAAGAUAAAGCGGCACGCAGGUUCUGCCCUGACGGAUGGUUCAGCUACCAGUCCAAGUGUUACAUGUUUGUGAACACUCCUCGGUCCUGGUUCGGAGCCGAGGAACAUUGCAAUGAACUGGGCGCCAGCCUGGCCUCCGCCAGCUCCUCCCCCGAGUAUCGUUACCUGCAACAGAUAACCAGAACAGCCAACAGAGCCACCGCCUGGAUCGGUGGAUUCUACCUCCAGGGAUAUUGGAUGUGGAUCGACCGCUCAGGAAUGUAUUACACCAACUGGUACAGCCAGAGCACCGCAAUCAGCAACUCCUGCAUGUACCUGCAAUCUGCUGUGGGCCAGGGCUGGAGGAACCUCGGAUGUGGCACACAAUACCCAUUCAUCUGCGUCCACAACUAUCGCUGUUAGUCAACAUUGCGAAGAUAUUGCUAAUUGCUUGACACCUUUUCUAACUGCUUUCAAGAUUUGCUUUGUUUACUACUGACUGUAAGUGACUUUAUGUGUUUG
Molecule: messenger RNA, 669 nt
Organism: Salvelinus namaycush (lake trout)
Lineage: Eukaryota; Metazoa; Chordata; Actinopteri; Salmoniformes; Salmonidae
Product: ladderlectin-like
Exons: 8
Coding region: 1-570 (189 amino acids)
Molecular function (GO): signaling receptor activity
Source: RefSeq, a predicted model, not a curated record